This is a messenger RNA of Frankliniella occidentalis (western flower thrips), 1755 nucleotides long. RefSeq names its product cytoplasmic aconitate hydratase. Gene Ontology annotation, cellular component: cytosol; mitochondrion. NCBI's taxonomy places the organism in Eukaryota, Metazoa, Arthropoda, Insecta, Thysanoptera, Thripidae. Gene Ontology annotation, biological process: citrate metabolic process; tricarboxylic acid cycle. The record is from RefSeq and is a predicted model, not a curated record. Gene Ontology annotation, molecular function: aconitate hydratase activity; 4 iron, 4 sulfur cluster binding.
GAGGUUUCGAGUGUGGGUCUGGGGCCGCGACGAGGCGUUCCCGGUCCCCACACCCCUCUGUGAAAGUUCCUCAGAAUUUCACAGUCGUUGUCAUCGUCUUCCCUAUUUCGCUGUCAUUGUAAAAUUUUUCGCUUGGAGAACUCUCGUGCCAAGAGGGAAUAGAUAUCUAACAUCAUGGCAGGAGUCAACCCCUAUAACAAAUUUCUGAAAGAAAUUGAGGUUGGUGGCAAAACAUACAAGUUCUAUGAUCUGCCAGCUAUUGGUGCUGACUUUGACAAACUACCAUUUUCCAUUAGAGUUUUGCUUGAAUCUGCUGUCCGAAACUGUGAUAAUUUUCAAGUGAAAGAAGAUGAUGUCAAGAAAAUCUUUGCCUGGAGCAAACUUCAACAUGAAGAUGCAGAAGUUGCCUUUAAACCUGCUAGAGUCAUUCUUCAGGAUUUCACUGGAGUACCUGCUGUUGUGGACUUUGCAGCCAUGCGUGAUGCUGUCAAGCAGCUGGGUGGUGAUCCAAAUAAAAUCAAUCCUAUUUGUCCUUCAGAUCUGGUUAUUGACCACUCUGUUCAAGCAGACUUCACUCGCACGAAAGAUGCAGCAGAAAAAAACCAAGAGCUUGAGUUUGAAAGGAAUCAAGAACGUUUUAUGUUCCUGAAAUGGGGUGCCAAAGCCUUCCAGAAUAUGCUGAUAGUUCCACCUGGCUCUGGUAUUGUUCAUCAAGUUAACCUUGAAUAUUUAGCAAGAGUAGUCUUUAGUGAUCAAGGCAUUUUGUAUCCUGACUCUGUGGUUGGUACUGACUCCCACACCACUAUGAUCAAUGGUUUGGGAGUUGUUGGUUGGGGUGUCGGAGGCAUUGAAGCAGAAGCAGUUAUGUUGGGGCAGGCUAUUACUAUGCUGCUGCCUAAAGUUGUUGGUUACAAAAUUACUGGAAAACUGAAUCAAUAUGUUACGUCAACUGACUUGGUGCUGACCAUCACAAAGCAUCUAAGACAGUUGGGUGUUGUUGGAAAAUUUGUUGAAUUCUUUGGUCCUGGUGUGGCUGAACUUUCAAUUGCUGAUAGAGCUACUAUCAGUAACAUGUGUCCUGAGUAUGGAGCCACCGUUGGAUUUUUCCCUGUUGAUAAUAAGGCUCUGGAUUAUCUUCGUCAGACAAACCGACCAGCAGAGAAAAUUAAGGCUAUGGAAAUGUACUUGAAAACUGUGAGUUUGUUCCGUGACUUCAAAAAUGCUAGCCAAGAUCCUAUCUUUUCCGAGAUUGUUGAGCUCGAUCUCUCUACUGUUGUGUCAUCCAUCAGUGGCCCCAAACGCCCACAUGAUCGAGUUUCUGUGACAGAUAUGUUGGAAGACUUCAAAAGCUGUCUUGUGAACAAAAAUAACUUGGUUUGCUGUGGAGUCCUCUCUGGAAAUAGAAACUUUGAAGGCCGCAUUCACCCAAGUACCAGAGCCAACUACCUUGCCUCACCUAUGCUUGUUAUAGCCUAUGCAAUUGCUGGCCGUGUUGACAUUGAUUUUGAAAAAGAACCUCUCGGCCAUGCUGAUGGGAAACCUGUUUUCUUGAACGACAUUUGGCCUACUCGUUCAGACAUCCAGGCAGUUGAGUCCAAAUAUGUUAUUCCAGCCAUGUUCCAAGAGGUUUAUGCGCGAAUUGAAACUGGAAGUCAAUCCUGGCAGAAACUUUCUGCCCCAGAAAGUACACUUUACCCAUGGGAGGACAGUUCAACUUACAUUAAGAGACCUCCUUUCUUUGAUGGAAUGACUAAG